AUGGACACUCCCCGUUCUGUGUGUAGUGACCCAUGUUUAUCAGGUUACAGGAAGUGCCUACAAUCUGGGAGACUACCCUGCUGCUUUGACUGUGUACUGUGCAACGAUGGGGAGAUAACCAAUAGUACAGCAAUGGAAAAAUGUGAAAACUGUCCGGAUGAUCAAUGGCCUAAUUUUUACCGAAAUCAAUGUAUUAAGCGUCCAUUACAUUUCCUAUCAUAUGAAGAUCCGUUGGGAAAAACAUUGACAAUUGUGGCCUUUGUCUUCUCUGCAAUUACUGCUAUGGUGUUGUGGAUCUUUGUAAAAUAUAGGAAAACCCCUUUGGUGAGAGCAAACAACUGCAAGCUGAGCUAUGUCCUUCUAACAUCUCUUUUCUGGGAUUUUCUUCUCUCGUUCCUCUUUAUUGGACAUCCUGAAGAAAUGACCUGUCUCAUUAGACAAACAGCAUUUGGAUUUAUUUUUUCUGUGGCGAUUUCAGCUGUUCUUGGCAAAUCAAUUACAGUUAUAAUUGCAUUCAAUGCUACAAAGCCAGGUAGCAGGUUAAGAAAACUUUUGGGAUCAAAAAUAUCAGUUAUCUUGGUUUUUAUUUGUUCGAUGGGGGAACUGGUAAUUUGUGUUUCCUGGCUAAUAUGUGCACCACCAUUUGUUGAAUAUGAUACUAAAACAAUGGCAGGACAUAUUAUUGUGCAAUGUAAUGAAGGCUCUAUUGCUGCAUUCUACUUUGCAGUCUCCUAUAUUGGUAUCUUAGCUAGUUUUAGUUUUCUUAUUGCCUUUCUAUCUAGGAACCUUCCAGACACUUAUAAUGAGACUCAGUACAUUACCUUUAGUAUGCUUGUGUUCUGCAGUGUCUGGAUCUCUUUCUUUCCAACCUAUUUAUGCACUAAAGGCAAGACUAUGGUGGCUGUUGAGGUGUUUGCUAUAUUAUCCUCUAAUGGAGCAUUACUAUGCCUUAUAUUUUUUCCAAAAUGUUACAUUAUACUGCUAAGGCCUGAACGUGAUAGAAAAAGAAACUUUCCUUUAAAAGUUUUUACCAUGUGA
Molecule: messenger RNA, 1038 nt
Organism: Nanorana parkeri
Lineage: Eukaryota; Metazoa; Chordata; Amphibia; Anura; Dicroglossidae
Product: vomeronasal type-2 receptor 26-like
Exons: 3
Coding region: 1-1038 (345 amino acids)
Biological process (GO): G protein-coupled receptor signaling pathway
Cellular component (GO): membrane
Molecular function (GO): G protein-coupled receptor activity
Source: RefSeq, a predicted model, not a curated record